UUGAUAACCUUUUUUUAUCUUAUUUUUGUGGAAAUUUAAAGCUGAAAGAUCUUUCACUGGAAAAUACCUUGUAAAUAUUGUCCCAAAUUUCUUUAAAACAGAAGAGAUCAAAAUUUACAUAUUAACGCCUUUGAUCAUGAGACAAGACACGUAGUUAAAUAACCUGUUCCCAAAGCCUUUUUUACACGAAGGGCAAAUAAUUGAAAGGAACAACAAUUAUCACCCUAAGCUACCUGAACGACAGCUGAUGAAGAGCCCUUAUUUCGAAGGGCAAAACAAUUAAAAAGGACUCAAAACAAUACCUGCUGUUCGUACGUUCGACCUGUUUUUAUAGCAUAAAACCUGAAGUCCUUUGAAUUUCACUCACACACUCACAAAGUCUUCUAACGUGUCAAUAUCUCACGAAUUCACAUACUGAAAACAUCAUCAUGUUAGGAAAAGCGCAAAUCCCACGAAAUACAAACAAGUUGAUCAGUCGCCGCAAAUACGAAGCCCUUUUGGAGGCUGUACGCCUGAUCAAAUACUACGAACGUUUGAGUGCUGAAGACAUCAUCAUGCCAUCAAACGACCAAAUCCAACCAUGUGAAUUGUAUGACAGGUCAUUUGAUAGCCGCUUCAUAACUAAAAACGAGUUGAUAUGUCGCCGCGAAUACGAAGUCCGUAUGAAAAAACCGCUCCAAGCAGCAGCCUCCACUGAAAACAUAGUUAUGCUUGGACCAAACGGCACAAUUGUGGCAAAGAAGGAGUUUGAUGGUAUACAAUGGUUCAACGCUGCAGUUGCCACACGUACGCUGUUGACUUUGAUAUUCGACCGGCAGACUUUGGCCACCCACACGCUCUGCAGACCAUCGCACGCACUCUGUUGCCAGAAUCGCCUGUCGAAGCCGUCGUUGGAUAUUGCGAAGGUCUCCGAUAUCAUUUAUUGUGUUCAGAAAAGAUUCGGUUGUACGGAAAUGGAGAUUGGCUUGCUGAUCGUAAUGACGUGCGCCGAUGUGGCCAGAUCGUUCAAAAGCAAAGAGAAUUAAGUUUGAAAUUGAAAUGUUAGAUGUUUAAUUUGCAGAUAUAUUUGUUCAAUGGAAUAAAAUUUGGGAUGUUAUAAAUAUUUGUUUUUUUUUCUAUUUUUGUAUUAAGGCAAGAGGUUUUUCGAUUUCGUAUAAUAGAUACAAAUUUUUGACUAAAACAAACACUGUUACCAGUUUUAAAAGAUAUUUUUCAUGGCUGUGAUGGACAUUUAUUAAUUUUUUUAUGGAUUUUAUCACUGCCUCGGAAAAGUCCCGGACUGCUUUUUUGUGAGAUGAUCCUUUCCCGCUGAUAUUUGCAUAAGCAGAUAGUUGGAUGUUCUUUAGUAUAUGAUCUUUCUAUACCAAAGAUCUUGAUACAAGAUUAUUCUGCACAAAAGAGCAUCAAGCCAAGAGAUAGUUUCACAAAAAACAGUCUAAGACUUUUUCAAGCACUUCAUCAUUUUAAUCUGAAUAUAGUAUCUCUAAGUUUUGUCUGUAAACUAACUAGAUUUUAAUUCUAAAAAUUGGCAACCUAGUUGGGAAAGACAUAACAUAAAGAGUUUUUUCAGAAUGACGCUACAAAAGUUGACCGAUAGAGAUAGCAAACAAUGCCAUGUUUUUCCCGCUCUUUUGAAAUUCCUCUUCA
Molecule: messenger RNA, 1647 nt
Organism: Bactrocera dorsalis (oriental fruit fly)
Lineage: Eukaryota; Metazoa; Arthropoda; Insecta; Diptera; Tephritidae
Product: early boundary activity protein 2
Exons: 1
Coding region: 429-1025 (198 amino acids)
Molecular function (GO): DNA binding
Source: RefSeq, a predicted model, not a curated record